Prorocentrum cordatum is the source of this 1020-nucleotide messenger RNA. The record is from the annotation of a GenBank genome assembly. Lineage: Eukaryota; Dinophyceae; Prorocentrales; Prorocentraceae.
GCGGAUGAAAGCUCACGCCGCGCGGCGGCCGCCACCAGCCUCGACGCGACGAAGCCCCGUCCUGGCAUCAGAAGAGGCGCGACGGCCACCGCAGCAGCGCCGAGGGGCAAGUCUUGCUGCGAGGGCACCACUCCCGAACUUUUCGAGAGAAGAGGCGUGCGUUUCUCUAGCGCCAGCAACCGCCCGGCGAGAACUCCGACAGACCGCGGCAGCGGCCGCGCCGCAGGCACGCGUGGCCCUCCUCACACGUCCUGGGCGCGGGAGCCUCGCGAGGGCAGCGGAAAAAAAGCCUCCGCUGGCAGCUCGCGGGAGACUCCCAGACCAAACUGCUGGCUCUUGCGAGUCGUCGCUGAGCGGAGCUCAUCGACGCGAGAUCGACCCCAAAAUCGACGCGCACCGGCGCCAGAUCAGCGCCAUCGCAAGGAUUGCCAGGCACUCGUCGACGCCAGGGGUGCAGAAGAGGCUCCCGGCAGUUUCUACCGAGACAGUCUAGGUGCGCCCGUGCUGGAGCAGCAGCCGCGGGAUGCGGAGGCACUCCCGCUGGCCGGCCGUCGGUCCAGCGGAGCGCCAGAGCCGGGAAGCCAUGCACGUGUCUGCCGGGCCAGGCAUAUGGGCGAUACCCAGGCGCGCCGUGCCGAGGAGAGCGAGGAACAGAAGGGAGGAGAGGAGGCACACGGCGAAGGAUACGAGUCGGCCCGAAAGCUUAUCGACUCCUGGCCUGGCGGCCUGUGCUGCGACAGCUCCGUAUUGAGAGGCCUAGCCAGCGCAGGCAAUGCACUCGCCGCGCAGGAGAAAAGAGGGAGAGGAGGGAGGAAGGAGGGGAGGACGGGGGGGAGGCAGGAGGAAAACAACCAAGCUCGCGAAUGCGUAGACCAACCACGGCAAAUCCGGGAGUACUCGCACAUAUGUCCCACACGAGCGGAGAAGGAGGAGGAGGAGGACGAGGAGGAGCAAGACGCAGAAUAUAACGGCCAGCGAAGAUAGUGACGCAGUGCAAACAGUCAGGUGACUAAAUUCCUA